AUGUUACAGAAUCACGUGAAGAGCUUGUCAGCUAAAGGUUUGAAGGAUCCUUGGAUUAGGUUAGUCAUGCUACCUUACAUCUCACUUUUUCAAUCCAUAUUCACGUUACGAAUGUGGCGAGGACGCAUGUACCAAACUAACUUAUGGGCUGUACUGCUGUACGGCUGCAAGACUUGGCCAAUUUGGGUGGUCUUUGACCACCAAUGUCUCAUAAGUAUAGUUGAAAUCGACUG
Messenger RNA from Opisthorchis viverrini, 233 nucleotides. RefSeq lists its product as hypothetical. The transcript has 2 exons. NCBI's taxonomy places the organism in Eukaryota, Metazoa, Platyhelminthes, Trematoda, Opisthorchiida, Opisthorchiidae. The annotation marks the transcript as partial. The record is from RefSeq and is a predicted model, not a curated record.